Molecule: messenger RNA, 3273 nt
Organism: Protopterus annectens (West African lungfish)
Lineage: Eukaryota; Metazoa; Chordata; Ceratodontiformes; Protopteridae
Product: pulmonary surfactant-associated protein D-like
Exons: 6
Coding region: 6-896 (296 amino acids)
Cellular component (GO): rough endoplasmic reticulum; multivesicular body
Source: RefSeq, a predicted model, not a curated record
UGCUCAUGCACUUUUUGCAGAGGUCAGAUUUUAACAAGGAUCUCAAAAACAGCCAUUCCAUUACUGCAGUGAUUUGGUCCUUCACUAUGUGGGUGCUCAACGUAUUUAGUAUGCUUCUGGUUGCUGUGGUGUUUCAGACAAUAUCCUGUCAAGGAUUGACUAAUGCUUCUGAUGUAUGCAGACCACUUUCUGAAAUAUGUGGAUUAUCUGGAAAAGGCGAGAAAGGCGAGAAAGGUGAAGCAGGUUUGAGAGGUUCCACGGGACCAAUAGGAAAAAUGGGACCACAAGGAGCGAAGGGAAACAUUGGUCCAAAGGGUGAAAAAGGAGACACUGGUGAACGAGGCAUGCCAGGUGCUCAAGGUUCUGUAGGACAAAAAGGCGCAGCAGGCGAAAAGGGAAAUACCGGUCCAAAGGGUGACACAGGAAACAUGGAUGCUGCUUAUGACAUGAGUCGUGUGAUUGCUUUGGAAAACGAUCUUGCAGACCUGAAAACCGUCAUCGGAUUUGCAAAACAAGCCUUGCAGCUACUUGGUAUCAAGAAGACUACUUCUGGAAAAUAUAUUUACAGUGAUGGGACAAAUUUGCCCUUUUCUGAUGCCGAGGCAUACUGUACAAAUGCUAACAGUGCACUUAUUAAUCCAAAGACACAAGAAGAGAAUAGAGCUGCACAACAAUUUGCUAAGAAAUAUGAUUCACUAGCCUAUCUUGGAGUUAAUGAUAGAAUGAAAGAAGGUACAUUUGUGUAUCAGGAUGGACAGAGAUUGACAUACACAAAUUGGGGAAGUGGUGAACCUAAUAAUUACAAUAAUAAUGAAGACUGUGUGACGGUAUCCACAGAUGGAGAGUGGAAUGAUGUACCAUGUUCUUUACCAUAUGUGGUGGUGUGUGAGUUUUGAAACAGUACAGCACACUGAAGUGUUUUGAAGUUACCUUCCUUUUUUUUGUCUUGGUGGUUUAGUAAGCAUAUUCCAGAACUGAUGAUAUUUCUAGCUCAUCUUUAGCUACAGAAUAUAAAUAAAAAGAACAAUGUGUUAAAGCUAAAAGCAGAACAAAAUGGUUAAAAACAGUCAUCAAACACUUUAACAUAUUUGCUACAACUCACAAACAUUUUGGUUCUAGUUUAUUGAAUGCUAAAUUUUGAAAAAAGUACACAUUUCAUUAAGGCGUCAAAACUAAUCAACAUCUAGUUACAUGAAUCAAGCUCCCCUAAACUAUACACAAUUUUUUAUCUAUCAGUUAGAAGUGAAUGGCAAUUAACAGCUCAAAGAAACCUACAAGAAAAUUUGAAUUGCCUUACAGUUCUCUACUUCCUGGUUUACUGAAUGUAAGAUUUAGAUAUAAAGUACAGUUGUGUCUCCAUUUACCAUAAUUGUAGAUUUUCAAUUAGAUCAAUGCUACAGUACUAAUUAUUGGGUCUUCCUGCCAUGACUAUCAGUGUCUUUUUUACCACCCCCCCAGCUGGUGGGCAUCCACUGCAGACCAAUAUCUGGAAGUUGUGAUAUAAAAAGGGUGUCAUCCAGCACUAUUUUCUGGUAUAUCUUGUCCACACUGAGAUGUUCAAUUGUCCUUAGGUGGAGCACAACUUUCUGAAAUUUCCUAACUAUUAUGCAGGGACCCAGCCCUAAGGGAAAGGAAUGGAAGGAGGUGAGAAUGAUGAAUGUGAUGAUGGAUCACAUCCCAGUCUGAGGUAUAAAGAGCAAGAGAGUGGAAGGAAGGAUGGUGGGAAAGGGUACUUAAUCACUGAUCUCGUUAAAAAAAGACAAUGGGAAUGGAAAUCUUUGUAGAGAAUCUGCUUUCCACAAAGAAAAGGCAAUUAUUAAUGUCUGUAUACAUGAAUAAGUAUUAUUCACAAGGAAAAGAGAAAAAUGUGACAGAUGAGGUAGUUAUCUGAGGCUUCUGAAAUCUCUAGCAAUUCGAGUCGACAGGCAGAAUGAUGAUGUUAAGAAUGCAUUGCGGAGUAUCGGACUACAAGGCAAGGAAGAACCAAUGAUGGCACUGUCAGGUGCCCUUUCUAUAGCCUGUUGUUCAGACAUCAGUCUGCAACAGAUGUCUGCCAGCUGUAGAUUGAUGAAAAGACUCUGGUAUUCAGGCUGUCUGCAAGCUUCUGAAGAGCAGAAAGACCCACAAAUUACUGCUACAACAUUGACUACAAUGGACUUAUACUGUUAAUAAGGAACACACACAGCUGUGCAAUGUGUUACCAGUGAUUUCUCUACUUCUUAUGUAGUAUUUUGUCGGGUGCAACACAGUGACAUAGUCACAACAGACACAUAUGUUCCCUAAAAGUUACACUUCGUGGAAUCAGCCCUCAUUUGUUUUACUAUGCAAUGGUCUCAUAUUUAACAGCAGUUUAGCCAUUCAUUUUUUUUAUGUCAUCAUUUAGUUGUUUCUCUUGCUGUGAGGCUCCCAUACAGCUGAUCAAGUUGAAAUUGUUCGAGUUUCAGUUGCCUGAAGCAAAUGAUGUCAAGGACCAUAAUGUUAAUCACUGUUUUCCUUAGGGAUUCAUUGCCAGUGUGAUUUCUAAGUGUGGACUGACAAUGAUCCAUUUCUUUUGGGAGAUUUCUCCCUUCAUUUACAUGGUGCAGCCAUGGAGUUGGUAUAUAUACACAGUAUUGGAGGUUUGGGGGAUAUCCCCCUGCAAAAAAUGUUUGAAGAUAACUUUGCUCCCUUCUAUGUUACAUGCAUUAUUUUUGACAUUUUUAAUGUUUGUGGUUUUACAGUGCAAUGAUCCAUAGUAAAGCCAUAGAAAUGGAUGCUUUUAUCAAAGGCAGGAUACGGGACUUUGUCCAUUGUCUAACUACAAAGGAUGGGUCAUGUGUUCAGUCUUUCAUGUCAAGGGCACUGCUUUGCAUUAUUAAACUAAUAAAACCCAAAUAUAGGAGCUACAAUUCUGCAGAAUAUGUUGGUAAUUUGUUAAACGCUGGUGUCGUGUGGAAGUAUGGAGUAAAAAAUGGUAGUUUUCAAAUGCAAAAUACUAAUGAAAACCGGUAGUAAUACAAUCAGUGCAUAAAUCUAGCAAUGUGGUGCAAGGGAUUUGAUCCAAAAUGCAAAAUGCCAAGUCCCACAUUUUAUGAUAGUCAGAUAAUUCAUAUUUUUGAGAAAAACCUGAAUUUCAUUUUUAUUAAAAUGGAAAAAAUAUACCCUAUUCAUGAUGUAUAGUGGACAAACCAAAAUAUCAUAGUAUGUAGUUGAGUGCUUUCACAGUGUUCUGGUUAACUUAUGCAUUACAAUAUUAUAUAAUAAAAGUAGUCUCCGCAAUGGUUUAUAUAGUUA